CCGAGCCGCGCGACCACCGAACCGUCCGCAGUCAUGCCCGGGGCCCAAUCUGCCGCCCCUGACGACAACUGCCGCCCCACGCGCGUGCUUGUCGCGCUGGGGUCUGGAGCCGGCCCUGCCUCUCUUCCUUCAGUUCAAACCAAGGCUUGUAUCAAACCCCAAAUGCCGGUCUGUGUAGGGCCGGGAGGCCGAAGAUUAAGGGAGAGGGGCCCCCUCCUUUCCCCUGCCCUUACUCCCAGGAAUCCCGCACGGUGCCGCGCAUCCUCAGUACCUGCCCCAGCAGCGAACAGGAACGGCAGCAGCAGCGCUCGCUGCUGCGUACCGUUACUAAGGCCCCCUAGCAACCAAGCGUCUCCUAAAAAGCGCUCCCCCGGGUGCGUUCUUCCGGUGUCCCGCACCCCGGGCAGGCCGAGGCCGGGUCCUUUGGUUCCGGUUCCGGAGUCCGGACCUAGGCCCAGAGCUGGGAGCGCUGCCGUGCGCCAGGGCCUGUUCACAUUUGGUUUCAAUGGAAGUUGAGGGAAUUCACAGCAUUUUUGAGGAGGGACUCACCACUUUGCAGGAUUGAGUCCUAACAGUGCACUAUUCCCAGGACCCAGGGCAGAAUUUAAUACAGCAUAUGGUCUGUUUAAAGUAAAGAUGUCUUUAAAUCCAUCUACAUUUUUGAACCAAGAAAGCCAUCAGAAAUUAAAAAGAAAUUUUGAAUGUUUGAAAAAUUCACAACAACAGACUACUUCAUCGCUUCAAGAUAACCCACUUCAGAAUUUACAGUUAGCAUCCUGGGAAGUUCUUGAAAAGGCCCAAAAAAGUGGGAGAUCAAAGUGCCCAAGAUGCGGUAGUUCAAGGAUGUUUUAUUGUUAUUCAUGUUACGUUCCAGUUGAAACUGUGCCUACCAAAGAAAUUCCAGUUGUGAAGCUUCCCUUGAAGAUUGACAUAAUUAAACACCCAAAUGAAACUGACGGCAAAAGCACUGCUGUCCAUGCUAAACUCCUAGCACCUGAAGAUGUGACCAUUUAUACAUAUCCUUGCAUUCCGGACUAUGAAGAAAAAAGACAUGAAAUUGCACUUAUCUUUCCUGGUCCUAACUCAAUUUCGGUAAAAGAUAUUAUUCUCCAUCUGGAAAAAAAUGUUGAGAAAAAUGUUAGUUGUGGCAAUGAUGAUGAUUCUUCAUCAGAGCCAUUUCUCAAGAAAGCAAAAAUAGAAACAAAAGAAGAUCGAAACCUAAGUGAAUACAAAUCAAACAGCAGGAGUGAAGACACUGUACUGAAGAAAGUAAUAUUUAUUGACAGUACUUGGAAUCAAACCAACAAAAUAAUCACUGAUGAGCGACUUCAAGGGUUACUACAAAUUGAGUUGAAAACAAGGAAAACUUGCUUUUGGCGUCACCAGAAAGGAAAGCCAGAUACGUAUCUUUCUACAAUUGAAGCCAUUUAUUAUUUUCUUGUGGAUUAUCACCAGGAGGUUUUAAAAGAGAGCUACAAAGGACACUAUGACAACUUGCUUUUUUUCUUUUCAUUUAUGUACACAUUAAUAAAAAACGCCAAGAAUUCUGCAGGAAAAGAAUAAGCCAAGACAUCUAUUUGUUUGUUUGUUUUUCUUUAUCAUAAUUAAAGUGUAAUAAUAUAAUUUUUUGUCUAAAUGACAUUUGAGAGUUCAAUAAUAAAACCGUGUAUUACACUC
This is a messenger RNA of Mauremys reevesii (Reeves's turtle), 1677 nucleotides long. It is a transcript of the gene DTWD1, whose product is annotated as DTW domain containing 1. Gene Ontology annotation, biological process: tRNA modification. Gene Ontology annotation, cellular component: nucleus. Bases 637 to 1563 code for a protein of 308 amino acids. NCBI's taxonomy places the organism in Eukaryota, Metazoa, Chordata, Testudines, Geoemydidae. Gene Ontology annotation, molecular function: tRNA-uridine aminocarboxypropyltransferase activity. The record is from RefSeq and is a predicted model, not a curated record. The transcript is spliced from 6 exons.